CCUCUACUGGAACACAGCUAAUGUUUCCCUGUGAGCUAAGCUCCGCCCCUCUCCUCUGAUAGGGCACCGUGACGGAGGUGAUCAGUGAGGGGGCGGGGCUCUACGUGAUGGACAGGAAGGUGGGUCUGUGUUUGGCCUAUCAGCCGUCAGAGAGGAGGAAGCUGAGAGCAGGAGACCAGGUGGAGCUCCAUCAGGUCCACUUCCUGUACCGGCCCUGUCCUGACCUUCCUCCCAGCAUGCUUUGCUGCUGCCUUGGCUCGUCCGUCAGAGUGACGGCCUUCAGCAGAGUGGGCGGAGCCUCCGCAGGCCGCUGCUGUCCUGGAGAUGGGGUGUUGCCACGGUUACUGCUGCAGAAAAACAGAGGGAUGGAUCAGUACCUGUGGAGCUGCCACCUGGCCUCCCAGCUCAGCAGCAGCCUGCUCCCUGCUCCUCCUUCUCCUGCUCCUCCUCAGUGUGUCUGCCUGCUGUCCUGGAAGCUCUCAGAGACUCUGUGGACCUCCAGAGGACCAGGAGCCAGAGACAUCUACUCAGAGAUGUUGGACGUCCCUCACAGCUGUCCUCUGAGCCAGUACCAGGUGGACUCCUCCGUCCCUCAGCUCCUCAGCAUCUCAGAGCUUCUCCAGUCCCUCAGGUCGUCCUGCUGGUCCUCGGUGUCCCUCAGCUCUCUGCUACCUUCAGGGGGAUCCAGCCUCAGCAGCUCCCAGAUCAACUCUGCUCUGUCCUGGUCCUGCAGGACUCUGACCUCUGACCCUCAGACUGGAGACGGUCUCAGGCCCCGCCCACUGCUGCUGGUGGGUGUCCUCCAGCUCCCCUCUCAGAGGUCAGAGUUCAGACAGACUCUGCAGCUCAGAGAUGCUACAUCAGCUGUGGGCUGUGUCGUCACGGAAACAGCAGAGGAGAAGGAUGGAGGUCAGAGGGCGUCCUUCAACACAGCCUGGAUCGGGUUUACCUGCAGUUCUCUCUGGACCACCUCCUCAUCCUCAGCCCCUCUGUCUCCAUGGUUACACACCUGAGGAGGAAGAGGCAGGAGUCAGGAUGUGAUGUCACACAGGCGACAGCAGCAAAGGAGGAUGGUGCAGAUGUAACCAUGACAACGGUCCCUGAGGACGGGGCCUCCCAGGACUGUGUCUCCGUGGUGAUUCAAGUGAUGGCUAAGGGGGG
This is a messenger RNA of Cyprinodon variegatus (sheepshead minnow), 1161 nucleotides long. RefSeq names its product CST complex subunit CTC1-like. The record is from RefSeq and is a predicted model, not a curated record. The transcript is spliced from 6 exons. Gene Ontology annotation, molecular function: telomeric repeat DNA binding; single-stranded DNA binding. NCBI's taxonomy places the organism in Eukaryota, Metazoa, Chordata, Actinopteri, Cyprinodontiformes, Cyprinodontidae. Bases 108 to 1013 code for a protein of 301 amino acids. Gene Ontology annotation, cellular component: CST complex. Gene Ontology annotation, biological process: telomere maintenance via telomere lengthening; positive regulation of DNA replication.